This is a messenger RNA of Babesia bigemina, 2964 nucleotides long. RefSeq lists its product as hypothetical. The record is from RefSeq and is a predicted model, not a curated record. Gene Ontology annotation, biological process: Golgi vesicle transport; endocytic recycling; Golgi organization. The transcript has a single exon. Gene Ontology annotation, cellular component: GARP complex; EARP complex; membrane. Bases 1 to 2964 code for a protein of 987 amino acids. NCBI's taxonomy places the organism in Eukaryota, Apicomplexa, Aconoidasida, Piroplasmida, Babesiidae.
AUGAAGCAAUCUGCGGGGUCGGCCGCAUUUGAUGGCUCUCGGGAGCGUGCCGAGGCGUCAGUAUCGUCGUUGCUCUCUUCAUUUUACGACGUCGAUCAACAGGAUGAGGCCACUGAUGGAAGUAAAGCCUUUUCACCAAACGACCAAAGUCAAGAUUCAUGGGAUGAGGCGUUAAUGAGCGGCGCCAUAUUCGGAAAUGAGGAUUUUGACGUUGAUCAGUGUCUUACGACCGCGCUCAAAAAAUAUUCAAUGGUGGAGCUAAUUGCUCUCCUUAGGAGAUUGGAACGUGAGGUUAGGCAGUUCACAGCAGGGAAACAGAUUCUCAUAUACGACAACUACGAAUGCCUCUUUUCAUCCCUAGACACGGUGCACGAAAUAAACGCUGAUCUAACCGUUCUCCAAAAGCAACUUUAUACGCUGAAAUCAUCGCAGAUAAAGGCGUCGUCGGUUGAUAUAUCUUCCAGAUAUGGGUUCCGUGAGAAAUUACGUGGUAUCACAGAGUUGAAUCGUGUACUCAACAUUUUCCAGGCACUAGCCUGCAUCGCAACAUGUCUUCACAACGCUACUAAGGAGCCAACAACCGGAGAUGAAAGCAAGGAACAUUUUUUUAAGUUGCUUGAGCUUUUAGGAAGGGUUUAUGUAAUAUUGAAUGUGGUAAGAGAGCGAUCUGGUCCCAAGACAGCGAACAUAAAACUCUUCCAGACAUUCAACCAAAAGAUAAGAAUUCUCAUUCCAAACGUAGUCACCGGUAUAGUUAGACACGUUAAAAGUGAAUUCAUGUCGCAGAAUGUCCUUGUGGACAUCUGCUGCAACUUGGCUGUGACACGCAUUACCGCUAAACAGCUCUGGGAAAUUUACUGGGUCAACAAAUCUUUGGGGUUGAAAAGUCGGCUGCAAGAGUUGACAAACGAGGUAAGUGAUUCCUCAGUGACGUUGCACAGCUUGUCUAACCAUGUGAUUAACUUCCUCAUGUAUGUGUUGGAAGCAGUUUACUCGGAUGGUUACUUCAAACUUGCCAGAUUCAUUGAAUCGAAUGCGGACGGGAUGCCAGAUGGAGAUGAAGCGAUUGCCAAGGAACGUGAUAUGGCGUGUAUUUUCUGCUGUGAAGACGAUUGUGACAUUAUAUUUGAGUACCACGGAAACGGUGCUGAUGGCAGUGUCGAAGAGGAGCAUGCUGGCAACAAUACGGCCGAAACUCCCGUGUAUAAAUACUAUUGGCUUGCUAACCACCGCCCAAAGCAAUGCGUGUGCAUUAAAGAGAAUAUUGUGGAACAGUUUGUUGUAUGUUAUGUUCAGUUGGCCUUUGCCACUCUGCAGCCCCGUCUCAUGGAUCGGUCCAAACACGUUACGUGGAACGAAAUUAUUUUUGUUCUGACAUGUAUUUUAGAUAAGAUUAAAUCUGUUCCAAAAGGUGAAACCAUGGCGAAACUGCUUGCAGACAUCAGUUUUGGUUGGAUUCUACUUACGGUCCUACUAUACUUGCAGAAACAAUUUUACCCGGUGUACGAUGCCGUCGCAUCCGCCAUCGUAUCAGCGUCGGAGGGCAGAAAUGAUGAUAGUCCUUUUGAGGAUGUUUAUAUUAAGGUGGAGCGCAUAUUAAAAGAUGACGUUGCUGAUGUAAUGCGUUUCGUUGACGAUUUGGGGGAUGCCAUGCACCUUUCUUUGCGACCCUUGUUUACGUCAUUUCUUGCUUUCUACAUCGGUUCCUUGAAAAGUGUCUUUAAUGCGCAAUUUAAUGUGUUGGUACAUGCAUCUGAGGCCAGGCAAGAGGAUGAAUACAGUCUGGGAUCGCUGGCUUGGUUGCUAUCGUUGCGCGGAAACAAGGAAUCGAACCGCCGCGAGUUGAUGGGGGAGCGUAUCAAAGAAUCCAGGGCCAAUUAUCGCCAUGCGGAAGCUAAUAAAUCCAUAUUAGGAAUCGCAUUCGAUGAGGAAUCGGUUGAAUCUGAACUGCUCCUCCUUAGGUUAGGACUCUCAGUUGAACACUACUUGGAAUGGAAAAUGCGGAUGCAUGCUAAAGACCUUCCACCUGUGGGAAAUAAUAUGAGAGCAACGUUGACACAUCUUGUGGCCUUGAUGGCGCCUUUUAACGGUGUAUUUAAUCGCAUUAAAACUCUUACAGGACAGCACUGCAGCGGCGCAUCUUCCAUGCUCACAAGCGGUGCCCUGGAAAUGAUGCUACCGAAUGUCCCUAUCUCACCCGUCAAUGUGUUCGAUAAAGAAAUUAACACCUGCACUUAUCUAACGGGGUUGAUGGAUUUCGCAAUCGGGCAAAACUAUUUAGAAGGUCUCUUGCGCAACCACCACAUACAUCUUACCGCCAUGGUGCACGCUGCUCAUCGCUUUGCGAAGGAACACUCAACUUUUGGUUUGGUUCCCAUAAUCAAGGUGGCUUCGUGUGAUGUGAAGCGUAGCAACCGCUACGCCUUAAUGGAGGGAUCUGUGCUCUUAGAUAUGCAUCAUAUUACACUACGGGUGCUGUCGCAUGUGAUGAUCACUUGCAUGAGGAGGGCGAACACUCUGAUCAGGCACGCAAUGGAGAGCUUAGAAUACGGGGAUGUGGCGGCGGAAUCUGCUGUUAGGGAUCUCACGGGAGUGCUUUAUGAUGUGAUAGAGUUUCUUAAUGCCACUGCCGAUCCUACUCUCAGCGGGGAAAUUACUUACAUUCAAGUGGCCGAACUGAACAGGAAACUAAAGUAUAUGUCGUCUAAAAGCGACGUAGAUGCAUACAAUGUCAUUCAGGAACUCUCGUUUGUACCAUCUAAGGACAUGUGCCUAAAACUGUUCACAAUCCAUGUUGCGCAAAGCAUUGCUCGAAAUUCGAGGCUUCACGUAAUAAGCAAAGAAACUCUUCGUGGGCUCACGUCGCGCAUAGAAAAACAGUUGGUAAUGGCUUUCAAGAAGAGUUCCGAUGCUGAACAAAUGAAGCGAGUUUUCACGCAACUAGCAAGUACGGACACGGCGUGA